UACCGGAAAUGCUGGCGCCGGUGAAUCUGAAUCUGUGGCGUUCUUCAAAAGUUGUGGUGCCGGUCGCUCCGUUUCCAGUCCUUUGCGCUUUGAGUCUAACACCUCCACUGAGGAAUCCAAAAAUAGGUUUGAUCUGCUAUUUUCCGACAAGAACAAACCGCCACCCACGCUCUCUGACUCUGAUUUUGAUGAAGACUCGCACGAAGCGGUGGAAGAAGGUAGCUCAACGCCUACCGCGACGGAAUUGCUGCGCAAAACUGAGACCCCCGAGGAACGUGAAGCAAGGCUGCGAGCACUCGCCCGUCGUCUAAGUCGUAAAGUCGUGGCUGAACACAAGUCUGCGGAGCGAGCCGAUCAAGAUCUGGAUCCGUUUGUUCUUUCUGUUCUCUGCCGGCGAAAUGAUGAGGCUGAUGAUGUAAACGCCUCCUACACCUCGGAGCAGCUGGAGGCAAUUCGUCAGAAGCGCGCGCAAGUUGAUGAACAAACCAGACUUGAGGCUGUCCGUGUUGCUGAGGCCGCUCUCAAAGGCAUUCGCCGUUCUAGCCAGCCGUCUGCUCCCCAGCCGUCCCUGCCUUCAGUCCCAAAGAGCCGUAUCAGCCUGCAGAAUAAGUUGGUGCCUCGUGUCCACAAACAUCACCGGCCGCCGACCAUCAGUAGUACGACCUCACAUCUACUCUCUUUCGGCAAGAGAACCGAUGUGAACCUGACUUCGACAUGUACUGCCGGUACUUCCCUUGACUUCAACUCAGGCCUCUUCACU
Messenger RNA from Dibothriocephalus latus, 760 nucleotides. Lineage: Eukaryota; Metazoa; Platyhelminthes; Cestoda; Diphyllobothriidea; Diphyllobothriidae. The record is from the annotation of a GenBank genome assembly.